UUUACGCUUAUUCCAGAAAUUUGACACUUUCCGGAUUCUAGUUUGCGGUGGGGACGGAAGUGUUGGCUGGGUUCUCUCCGAAAUUGAUAGCCUCAAUCUUCACAAGCAGUGCCAGCUGGGAGUGCUGCCCUUGGGAACAGGGAAUGACCUUGCCCGUGUGUUAGGCUGGGGGUCUGCUUGUGAUGAUGAUACCCAGCUCCCACAGAUCCUUGAGAAGCUGGAGAGGGCCAGUACCAAAAUGCUGGACAGGUGGAGCAUCAUGGUAUAUGAAACCAAACUCCCUCGCCAGGCUUCCACUUCCACAGUCACUGAAGAUUUCAGUGAGGAUUCUGAGGUGCAGAAGAUUCUCUUCUAUGAAGACUCUGUGGCUGCUCAUUUGUCCAAAAUUUUGACUUCUGACCAGCACUCAGUGGUCAUCUCCUCAGCCAAGGUGCUUUGUGAGACAGUGAAGGAUUUUGUGGCUCCCGUAGGGGAAGCCUAUGGGAAAGCCUAUGAGAAGGCAACGGAAAGCUCAGAGGAGUCAGAGGUCAUGGCCAGGAAGUGCUCUGUCCUGAAGGAGAAGCUGGACUCAUUGCUGAAGACACUGAAUGAUGAAUCUCAAGCGUCUUCAUCUCUGCCAAACCCUCCUCCCACCAUUGCAGAGGAAACUGAAGAUGGUGAUGGGUCAGGCAGUGCUUGUGAUUCUUCUAGUGACCGGUCACUGGGCUCGUCAUGUACUGCACGGCCCCAGAUAUUUCGUCCCCGAGAACAGCUUAUGUUGAGAGCCAACAGCUUGAAAAAAGCCAUUCGUCAGAUAAUAGAGCAUGCAGAAAAAGCUGUAGAUGAGCAGAACGCCCAGACCCAGGAGCAAGAGGGCUUCCUCCUUAGUCUCUCAGCCUCUGAAGAGGGCAAGGAGCUGAGGAACGAGGAUAAAAUCUCCCUGCAGUCAUCACACAGCAGCAGCUAUGGAGUGUCCAAAGGGAGGAGCCAGCGGAAAGCGUCCAAGUCUCCUUGCGAAAGACUAAUAAACAAAGGAAGUUUGUCGCUGGGCAGCUCUGCAUCUCUUCCUCCCCAGACAGGAAACCGGGACAACUUGCCAAUGCUGAACACAAAAAUACUCUACCCAAAUAUCCGUGCUGGUAUGUCUGGUUCCUUGCCUGGGAGCUCUGUCAUCAGCCGAUUGUUGAUCCAUGCCGAUCCAUUUAACUCUGAGCCUGAAAAUCUUGAAUGUUACACAGAAAAGUGUGUCAUGAAUAAUUACUUUGGAAUUGGACUGGAUGCAAAGAUUUCUUUGGACUUCAACAACAAACGUGAUGAGCACCCAGAGAAAUGCAGAAGUCGUACUAAAAACAUGAUGUGGUACGGAGUAUUGGGGACCAAGGAGCUGCUACAUAGAACAUAUAAAAACCUGGAGCAGAAAGUCUUGCUGGAGUGCGAUGGAAGGCCAAUCCCGUUGCCCAGUCUCCAGGGAAUCGCUGUACUCAACAUUCCCAGCUAUGCAGGAGGCACCAACUUCUGGGGGGGGACCAAGGAAGAUGAUACAUUUACAGCCCCCUCCUUUGAUGACAAGAUUUUGGAGGUGGUAGCAGUGUUUGGUAGCAUGCAGAUGGCAGUGUCACGAGUGAUAAACCUACAGCAUCACCGGAUUGCACAGUGUCGGACAGUGAAGAUAGCAAUCCUGGGAGAAGAGGGAGUUCCUGUGCAAGUGGAUGGAGAAGCCUGGAUUCAGCCUCCGGGUUACAUUUGGAUUGUUCAUAAGAACAGAGCACAGACCCUCACCCGAGACAGGGCAUUUGAGAGCACCCUGAAGUCCUGGGAGGACAAACAGAAGUGUGAGCUGUCCCGACCCUCCUCUUUCUCUCUGCAACCAGAGAUCAUGUCUGAAGAAGAAUCCACCCAGAUCAACCAGUUUGGUCAAGCUGCAGGUGCCCUGAUCCACAGCAUUCGGGAAAUAGCCCAAUCCUAUCAGGACAUGGAACAGGAGCUUGCCCAUGCUGUCAAUGCCAGCUCCAAGUCUAUGGACAAAGUCUACGCUAAAUCCAAGUCUACAGAGGGUCUGAACUGCAGCCUUGUUGUAGAGAUGGUGAAUAAUGUCAAAGCCCUCCAUAAUGAGACAGAGCUGCUGCUGGCGGGCAAGAUGGCGCUGCAAUUAGAUCCUCCACAGAAGGAGCAGCUCCAAGCAGCCCUGGCAGACAUGGACCUCCAGCUGAGGAAACUAGCAGACAUCCCCUGGCUGUGGCAGCUUAUGGAGCCCUGCGAUGAGGAGAACCAGAUGCUGGAUUACUCUAAACGCAGCCGCAGUGGCAAAUUCCGGCUGGUGACCAAGUUUAAAAAGGAGAAGAACAACAAAAAUAAGGAAACUCACAGUAGCAUGGGAUUGCCGGUUCACCUCUGGGGAACGGAGGAGGUUGCGGCCUGGCUUGAGCAUCUCAGUCUUUGUGAGUAUAAGGAUAUCUUCAUCCGGCAUGACGUCCGGGGCUCUGAGCUCCUGCACCUCGAACGGAGGGACCUCAAGGACCUGGGUGUGACCAAAGUGGGUCACAUGAAGAGGAUACUGCAUGGGAUCAAGGAGCUGAGCCGGAGUACUCCUGCCAGCGAGGUUUAGCCUCUCUUUUCACAGCCUGCGUCUACCAUUCCCCCUAACUGCACAGCAGUCACCUCACAGAGCAGAUGUGCUCAUGACUGUCUCUACUGAACAGCCAAACUGUAGCUGUUCAGAGCUCAUAUCAACCAAGCAUGGUGCUACCUUUUUUCCUGUGGGGUACGGCUGCAUCCAGUCGAGAGGAACCUUAUCUGCAGUCAGGCAGAGCCUCCCGGAAGAAAACUCACUUGCUGUUUGAAGAACCAUGUCCUCCGAUGUGGGAAGUUCUGGUUCCAGUGACAGUGCAGGACUCCUGAGAAUUGCAACACAGCUACCUUUACUGGAUAAUUUCAUCACAGUAGAAUUAUUCAGGGCAAAAGAUAUAUUGGCCAGUCUUAGUUCAGGAGCAUCUGACAGUAUUUUCAGACCCAAAACUUUCCCGCUCAUCUGUGUGUCACACCUGUAUCUUAGAGCAUUUACAUGGGACA
Pelecanus crispus (Dalmatian pelican) is the source of this 3048-nucleotide messenger RNA. The record is from RefSeq and is a predicted model, not a curated record. NCBI's taxonomy places the organism in Eukaryota, Metazoa, Chordata, Aves, Pelecaniformes, Pelecanidae.